Molecule: messenger RNA, 5264 nt
Organism: Salmo salar (Atlantic salmon)
Lineage: Eukaryota; Metazoa; Chordata; Actinopteri; Salmoniformes; Salmonidae
Source: RefSeq, a predicted model, not a curated record
AACAAAUCCCCCUAUUGUGGCUAGCUUCACAUAGGUGCUAGCACUAUCACCUUCAAACUACUUAGCACGUUCACAUACUUGUCAUUGUAUAAAGAAAGAGACGACCAUGGCGAAUUGUGACUAUUUACAAACUCAGCUAACAUCUGUUUUGAACUCGCUUGUUAAAAUUGCGGUCGUAGAACUACUGCGAAUUGUAGAGGAUAGCGCCGUUGAACUUCGUCUGGAGGUGUCCAAGAGUAAAUUUGAGAACGAAGCACUGAAAAUUGAGAACGAAUCUAACAAAAAUAAGUUACAGAGUUUGGAAGCAGAACUGUGGACAGCGGGAAAUCGACCAUGUUCAAUAUGUUAUCGUUGUGUUGGUAUUCCAGCUCGCGGUAAAGGUGGAUGCGUCAGCCCCAAAAGAGAUAGAGAUGCUGCUGGUCCUCCUAAUUCUUCAGAGGAGGACAAUGCAUCAUCAUGGCUGCAACAAUCUGCUCAUACCAUGGAAGAGACUACAGCAGCCAUGGAGAGGGAUGGGAUUCACAUCGUUGUCAUUAAGAACGAAGCGGGGCAUGAAGGCACACAUCGGAAGAAAGACACACAGGCUGGAAGUUCAACAGAAGGUGAGCAGCCGUGUCCCAAAGUGGACAUGGUGUAUGGCAAGGAGUGGAGCCAAAGCCUGUGGCGAGACAGAGAUGCUGUCAAGGAGGACUCUGCAGGACCAUCGGUGACCCAGCGACAGUGGCUUACACCUGGGCAGUCAAGCUCUGUGGACUUACGAAAUCUGCGCCGGCGCCGAAGAGUAAGAACUCAACCGCAUCCGCAAAGGAGAGGGACCUACCUCAGGUACACCCCCGAGCAAAGGGCCAAGAUUGCGCGGAUGUGCAUGGAGGUGGGUGCACAGAUGGCCGCAGCCAUGAUGUCUGAGGAAUUGGGAAGACGCAUCAGCCCCAACACUGUGAGGUCCAUGAGGAUCAGCUACGAACAGACGGUCGAAAGCAUGGGCGUCCAGAAAGUGGAAGACCUACCCCAUUUGAGGCCAUUCAGAACAGACAUGUUUGAUGAGGAGAUUACUCGCUUCGUAAUGGUGAGGAGAAGAGCUGGAGGUCAGGUUAGCCCGUCCAUGCUGAUGGUAGCCACGCGAGACAUUGUGAUGCGCAGAAACCCGGAGAUGCUGGCAGAGAAUGGCGGUCAUAUCCUAAUCAGCACAAAUUGGGCCCGUUGUUGGCUCCGGCGGUUGGCAGGAAAUAGAAUCACGUCAAAGAGGUAGUGAAGAUAUUGCAGGAGUCCUCUACUGUUAGGACAGUGUUUUUACAUGAAUGAGAAUUCCUCAUGUCUGUGUGUUGAAGUUAAGGAAGAUGUGUAACAUUCCGUGUUGACUGGUGUCCGGUGUGAUGUUAGGAGAAUCUGCAUGCAGCAUGUAACUGGAUGCCAUUGUGCUGUGUUCUCUGAAGUUGGUGUUGGCAGUUCAUAUCUUUAGUAUUUACAUUUUCUGAAUAUUCAAACUUUUUGAAGCGAACUAUUCAGAUCAAUGCUUUUCAUAUAUUUCAUAAGGGGAUGGAUGGGUUUGGUGUUAUAACAAUGGUAUGUAACUUGGCUAAUGUCUUGUAUGAGGUAACCACAUACGGUUUUGUUAGCUUUUUAAAUUGGUGUGUAUUGUGUAUAUUGAUGUGUGUAUUGUGUAUAUUGAUGUGUGUGUGUGUAGUGUAAUUGAUGUUAUCAUGCAGGGCUCACCUGCAAAAGAGACCAUGGUAUCAGCAUGACUCCCUGUUUAAAUAAAGGUUAAAUUAAAUCAACUGUAUUAGAAGUUUAUGAAAAUAAAUAUAUAUACACCUCACAAUCCUUAGUGCCUCUUAUGUUUUAUUCAUUUAGUACCGUGAGAGAGAAUGUGUUUAUGCGAUUGUGCUACCACUACAGAGACGCAUCGGCAUAUGCCAUGAAAAAAGUAACAAAUGAAAGCUGUAACAUGUAAUAUGUCAAACACACAGGUCAAGACUGUUUCGGCUCAGAAAAGGCGGAGUGUUUGUGUAAAGAAGUCGGUCAUAGAAGAUGAACCUGCUGACUCAUCAGAUGCUGGUACCCAGCACCAGAACACCACUGAGUCCUGUGAUGUGGAGAAAAGUUGUGCAUUUGGAAGUUUUAAACCAGAAAGUUGUUUGAACUUUGAAGAAAACCACUUCUUGACUUCACCAGUCAACAUCAUGGUCCAGAAAUGUGUGAAGCUACCAGGUGCAGCAGCUGUCAUGGACACCCAAUUAGACAAGUCCAAGGACUUUGACAACAUGAACAACUCCGGAAGAAAGAAGAGAGGGAGAAAAAAUGGCCCUUGUAAAGGCAAUGUAAAUUACUGUUUUGUAUGUGGAGAGCCUCAAUCAAAGAUCUCCCGCCACUUGAAACAGCAUGAGAAGGAAAAUGCUGAAAUUGCUUAUGUCUUAAGUCUUGACAUAGCUUCAAGACAGCGGAAAGUGUUGCUGGAGAAACUGAGGAACAAGGGAAAUUUCCAACACAACACUAACGUCGUAAACAAGGGAUCCGGCUGUCUCAAAGUAAAAAGGAAACCCAAACCGAAUAGUGGCGCGAAGAGAUUUGAACCUUGUCUUUACUGUAAAGGUAUGUUCAUUUGGCAAGAUGUGCGAAGGCACAUGGGAAGAUGCCCUUGUAGACCUGAGGGUGGAGAUAAAAACCAAGAGCAUCAUUAUGGCAAGAAGCGGUUCCUACAGAGCUGCUACACUGGACGAGUGAGCAGCAUGUUUAAUAAAAUCGAUGUGCAGCUCACGCCUGACGGGGGCGAUUAACUAGCACUUGUAUUUUGCCUUGCCAAGCUGGCUAAGCACUCGUGUGGGUGCUAUCAAGCAUGCUAGGCAUCAACAGCCAAUCCAUUAGGGUCUAGAAGCUAUAGUGAGCUUCAAUUGGUCAAUCGCGCUGCGUAAUCAAUCAAAUGUAUUUAUUAAGCCCUUUUUUAUAUAUCAGCAGAUGUCACAAAGUGCUAUACAGAAACCCUACCUAAAACCCCAAAUAGCAAGAAAUGCAGAAGCACGUUGGCUAGGAAAAACUCCCUAGAAAGGCAGGAACCUAGGAAAAAACCUAGAGAGGAACCAGGCUCUGAGGGGUGGCCAGUCCUCUUUUGUCUGUGCCGGGUGGCGAUUAUAACAGUACAUAGUCAUUAAGGCCAGAUUGUUCUCCAAAAUGUUCAAACGUUCAUAGAUGACCAGCAGGGUCAGAUAAUAAUCACAGUGGUUGUAGAGGGUGCAACAGGUCAGUAUAUUAACAGUAAAUGUCACUUGACUUUUCAUAGCUGGGCAUUCAGAGGUUGAAAUAGCAGGUGCGGUAGAGAGAGGGAGAGGUGAAAACAGGAGGUCUGGGACAAGGUAGCACGUCCGGUGAACAGGUCAGGGUUCCAUAGCUGCAGGCAGAACAGUUGAAACUGGAGCAGCAGCACGACCAGGUGGACUGGGGACAGCAAGGAGUCAUCAGGCCAGGUAGUCCUGAGGCAUGGUCCUAGGGCUCAGGUUCUCCGGGAGGGGAAGGAGAGGGAGAAUUAGAGGGAGCAUACUUAAAUUCACACAAGACAAGAGAAUAAUACCAGAUAUAACAGACUGACCCUAGCCCCCCGGCACAUAGAGUAUUGCAGCAUAGAUACUGGAGGCUGAGACGGGGUCAGGAGUCCCUGUGGCCCUGUCUGAUGAUACCCCCAGACAGGGCCAACCAGGCAGGAUAUAACCCCACCCACUUUGCCAAAGCACAGCCCCCACACCACUAGAGGGAUAUCUUCAACCACCAACGUACUAUCCUGAGACAAGGCCGAGUAUAGCCCACAAAGAUCUCCACCGCACGAGCCCGAGGAGAUGACAAACGGGACAGGAAGAUCACGUCAGUGACUCAACCCACCUAGGGAUGGCAUGGAAGAGCACUAAUAAGCCAGUGACUCAGCCCCUGUAAUAGGGUCAGAGGCAGAGAAUCCCAAUGGAGAGGGGAACGGGCCAGACUACACUCAAUCAUAGGACCUACUGAAGAGAUGAGUCUUCAAUAAAGACAAAGGUCGAGACCGGGUCUGCGUCUCACAUGGAUAGGUAGACCAUUCCAUAAAAAUGUAUCUCAAUAGGAGAAAGCCCUGCCUCCAGCUGUUUGCUUAGAAAUUCUAGGGACAGUAAGGAGGCCUGCGUCUUGUGACCGUAGCAUAUGUGUAGGUAUGUACGGCAGGACCAAACCUUGAAAUCAGCCUUAGCCUGAGUAUUCGAAGAGUUUUUGCUUAAAGUUCAGCUUUCCCCAACUAAGGUCCCGCUCUGUUCACGCUCCCUUGCCAAUGCUCACAUUGCCCAAUGCUCACAUUGCCCAACUUCACUUCUCUUCCACUGAAAAUGAUUGGCUUACCGUAGUUUAAUUGUCCACAUCGUCUUUAGUUAAAAGGUACCGUGAGAGCGUUUGAUGAAGUGGCUCAACCUUUCUCCAGGAUACAUUCUGUAGCAGCUAAAUGCCUACAAUGACGGUCUGCUUUCGUUACACCAACGCUACGCCCCCAGUAUAGCAGCUCUGUUAGGGGCUGAACUCAAAUCGCUAAGCUCAUAAACCAGGUUGCAACCAUAAUGUGUAAUACUCUAUACAUUAUCCCAACAGUGUUCAGAGUGGACUGUCAGAUUUUUGUUUUGUCCUGUUCUUUUAUAGAAUUUCCUGAUUUAGCCUCGGUUUAAAUUCUCCUCUCUAGGAAAUGCGACAGAACGAGAUUUGGUGUGUGUGUGUUUGAACAUGGGAAGCGUUUGUACUUUCACCCUGCCAAAACAUUAGUCACUCACCUUUCUAGAUAACGUGUAACCAGGUGUUGUCUUGAAGUAGCUUAGACUAGCUAGCAAGCUUUCCAACUUCUUUCGCCAAUUAGCUUCAGCCGGCAGGUGUGCGACCGUGGCAGUUGGUUUGAAUUUGGUUAGCCUAUCUGUGAGGCUAGCAGGAGUUAAAGUUCUCAGUCACUGCUGGUUUGGAGAUGACAUGGCCUAAUACAGACAGAAGCAUGUCUGUUCUACAAAAUGUAUUCCCAAAUAAAUUUAUUCUCAAAUAUUUUAUUUUCUCUGUUACACUGUGUGCACCGAACUGACACGCAUGAUUGUUGAUGACACUGAUGUUCAGAUGAAGGGAAUGAAAUAGUCUAUAAUGUGCACCAAAGCAGAGCUUAACUCAAACAGCGGUGUGUAGCCUACCAUAGCUGGUAAUUCAAAGCUUAUCACUCAGUUUGUAACUUUCAGUGCUACUAUUUUUGCCAUGUAAUGUUAUUAAAACAUAAUGACAGCCCCAUA